AUAUGAGACUUCGGAGGUGAGACUUGAUCAUGAUGGCUCCUCGUGGUUUAUACUGGACUCUCUGGACGUUGGCGUGUUUUGGACAAUAUUUUGGUCAAGAUCUACAGCUUCCUGAGCUGCCUUCAUUUGAAGAAGGCCAAAGCGUGACUUUCACCCCAGAAAACCCACCAUCAACAUGGCGUCAAACUACAUGGACUUACAAUAUAGAUACUUCCAUAAUUACAGCAGCCUCUGGUGCAGUUUUAGUAAACCCAGACUAUGAAAGAAGAGUCAGUUUUGACUCAAACACUCUUGCGCUGGAGCUCAGGAACCUGAAACUAAAUGAUUCUGGAAAAUACAAACUGAGUGUAGUAACUAGUCCUGGAGCGUCAAUUACAGCAGAAACUUCACUACAGGUGUUUGAAACAAUAUAUCACGUCAUGCUCAUUGGUCCAGAAGAAACAUUAAUUGAGGGUGAAUCAUCUGCUAACAUCACCUCUGAGGGAAGCGGCACCAUCACCUCUGUGCAGUGGAUGAAAGAUAACAGUCCUCUGUCUUCUAGCAACAGAAUCAUCUUCUCAUCUGAUAACAGAUCAGUGUCCAUCAGUCCAGUGCAGAGAUCAGACGCUGGAGAAUAUCAGUGUACAUACAGUAACCCUGUCAGCUCUGAGAUGGCAAAACUCACCCUGACCAUCAACUAUGGACCAGAUGGUGUUUCUAUUAGGGGUCCAGAUGUGGUGGAUUCAGGGGUUCAAGUGUUUUUGUCUUGCUCUGCAAAUUCUGAACCUUCUGCUUCAUUCAGCUGGACGUUUAAUGGGUCAGACACUGGUGUGACCACAGACAAAUUCACCAUUGAUAAGACUGACUUCACAGACAGUGGAGAAUACAUCUGUACAGCCUUUAAUAGAGUCACAAACAAAAGAGAAUUUAAAACACAUGCUUUAAUAGUUCAAGAGGCUGAUGGCAGAGGAGGAGGACUGUCAGCAGGAGCAAUAGCUGGGAUUGUCAUUGGGGUUUUAGUGGCAGUUGGAGGAAUCUGUGGUCUUAUUGUCUAUUUAACAAAAACCAACAAAAUCCCAAACCUAAGCCUUCAACAGAAAGAACAAGCAAGAGCAGCACAAAGAGGACAGGAGCCUGACUUGCACUAUGAAGAAAUCCCUGAUUCAGCCAGAGAAAAUACAAUAAACCUGGAGAAGAUCAAUGAAGCUCAAACAUAUGAGAAUGUUGCAUAUAAAAAUGAAUAUGAAAAUCUAAAACAUGGAGUUUUAAACCAGCCACGGGCCCCUCAACCUCAGGUUUCAAACCCUCCUCCUGUACGCAGAUGAAGAAGUAGACACUGAAACAUCUACUGCAAAUUACAUGUAUUGUCUUAUUUCAGCAGUUUAUUCACCGAACUGGUAUCGAAGUGUCUAUUUUCAGGUCCACAGAGAAUCUGUGAAGGCAGAGCUCAGGAAAGCAAUUUUAAUACCCAUUCUUUACAAAGUUUUUUUUUUUUACAUUUUCCAUCAUUGAUGUUCAUAUUUCCAGUACUUCAACAACUGUAUUGUAACCUUAAAACUUUGGUUUAGCUCACAUUGAGCAUCACUAAAUCCAUUCUCCAGAUCAUCUACAUAAUUCAUCACAGAAAAUGGCAAUCAUCAUCAGAUUCACACUAUGCUCCUGCUAAUGUGUAAAAUAUGAGUCUUGCUAAAGAAAUGCUGUGUGACUGUUAUUAAUGUAGGAGUUGCAUUGUCUUAUUUCCAAUCAUGUUCAUCAUCGUUAUCAAACAAUGUCAUUGAUAUAAAUACAGCGUUAAUGCAGUGUUACAUAAUAAAUGUAUGUAAACUUA
Molecule: messenger RNA, 1807 nt
Organism: Danio aesculapii
Lineage: Eukaryota; Metazoa; Chordata; Actinopteri; Cypriniformes; Danionidae
Product: carcinoembryonic antigen-related cell adhesion molecule 20-like
Exons: 9
Coding region: 30-1304 (424 amino acids)
Source: RefSeq, a predicted model, not a curated record